AUGUCAUUCACAAAAUUAGUGAAAGGUGCCACUAAGAUAAAAAUAGCCCCUCCAAAGGAAAAAUAUACUAUACCAAUUUUGUCGAAUAUAUCUAACGAAACAAAUUUUAUUGAAAUUAUAAAUUGUUUAAAUAAUAGAAUCAACAAUAACAAUAAUUCAUGGCCUAUAAUAUUUAAAUCCUUAGUUGUGUUACAUCUAAUUGCACAGGAAAAUGAAUCGAUGACAUUCUGCUACUUGGGAGAAAAUUUACCACAAUUUUUCAAUCUUUCAAAAAUCUUGAGAUCAAGUAAAUGGUCACAGAACGAUUUAAAAGCUUUAAGUAAUUAUAAUAAUUACUUAAAAACAAGAUGUAACGAAUAUAAUCAUUUGAAAAAUGAUUCAAAUAGAAUGGCAGAAGUGGAAUCUUUGGAAAAUCAAAUUAUCAGUUUAAUCAAAAAUAAGUAUUCAAGGAUGGAUUUAAGUAGUAACGAUUUAUUAUUUUUCACUUUUAGGCUUUUAGUUAAAGAUUUACUUCAUCUUUAUAAUAAGACAAACGAAAAUAUGAUCAAAUUAUUGGAAUCUUUCUUUGAAUUGGAAUAUAAAGAUGCAGAGAGAACUUUAAAUAUUUAUGAACAGUUUGUUGAAUUGACUGAAUAUGUGGUAAAGUAUUUAAAAGUUGCAAAGAGUGUAGGAUUAGAUAUACCUGUUAUUAAACAUAUUACAACAAAAUUAGUCGAUUCUUUAAAAAAUCAUCUAGAUAAUAGCGCCAAUACUCCAAGACAAAAGAAGAUAGAACCUGCUAUCAGGACAGGAAAAGAACCUGUAUCUCAGCAUAAACGGACCGUUUCCAUGGAAAGCACUUCCUUGGCACAACAUAAAUUGGAACAAAUAAGAGAACAAAAGAGAAUUCUACAGCAACAAUUAGAAAGUCAACAACAACUUCUUAUCACACCAACGUUACAACAACAGUCUACAAACCCAUUCACACCACAAGUUCAAUCAAAUGAAGUUUUUUCAUUCGAGAAUCCACAAGUCCAACAACAACCUACAAGUAAUCCCUUCCUAACGCAACAGCAACAGCAACAAAUUUAUACUUCGCAAACAAUGCCCCUACAAAAUGUUCAAACUGGUUACUAUUCCACAAAUUUACAAGUUACACCGACGUUCACCGGCGCAGGUUUCGGAGGAUAUACUGAAACACCUUCUAGUUCAAUGAUUCAAUCUCCAUCAUCAAUAGGAAAGUCCAAUAACCCAUUCGCUUUGAGUAAUAUUGCGGAAGAACCACAAUCACAACAGCAAUAUGUUGGCAGUACACUAGAUCCAGGUGCCGCCCAAGCUACUGGCGUAACAUACAUGGCAGUACCCGUCCAAUUUACAUACAAUCCGUUUCAACCACAACAAGGAAACCAACAGAACGGUAACAAUCAUCUUCUCGACAUAUAA
Molecule: messenger RNA, 1422 nt
Organism: Kazachstania africana CBS 2517
Lineage: Eukaryota; Fungi; Ascomycota; Saccharomycetes; Saccharomycetales; Saccharomycetaceae
Product: Yap1802p
Exons: 1
Coding region: 1-1422 (473 amino acids)
Biological process (GO): clathrin coat assembly; vesicle budding from membrane; clathrin-dependent endocytosis
Cellular component (GO): clathrin-coated pit; clathrin-coated vesicle
Molecular function (GO): phosphatidylinositol-4,5-bisphosphate binding; SNARE binding; clathrin heavy chain binding
Source: RefSeq, a predicted model, not a curated record